UAAUCAGAGAUUUCUUCUCUGGCAAUCAAAAAUCCAUUUUUUGAUUUCUUAACACAGCCACUCCCCCUCUCUCCCUCUCUUUCUCAAUGUUUUUGCAGUUGAUUUAGGAGGAUAAGGGGAUUUUCUCUCUAUUUGUUGAGAGAAAGUGGAUGAGUUUUCUAUCUGUUACAGAGAGAGAGUGAAAGAGAAAGAGAAAGAGAAAGAGAAAGAGAGUUGGUGUUGCGUUGCGUGGGUGUUUGCAUCACGAUCAUUGGAUGCACGUGGAAGCCUAGAAAGCUUGUUACUUUCUGAAUUAUGGCUGUAUGUGGGGAUGAUAAAGAUAGAGUGCUGAGGAUCCAUGAAAGUUUGGAGGAACUUAGUACUGAUUUAGCUGAUUAUAUUGCUGAAUUAUCAGAGGCAUCGGUGAAAGAACGUGGGGUGUUUUCUAUUGCGUUAUCUGGUGGUUCUGUCAUUAACUUGAUGGGAAAGCUCUGUGAAGCUCCUUACAAUAAGACUGUCGACUGGGCCAAGUGGUAUAUAUUUUGGGCUGAUGAACGUGUUGUUGCAAAAAGCCAUGCCGACAGCAAUUAUAAGCUUGCAAAGGACAACCUUCUUUCCAAGGUGCCAAUUAUUCCCAGCCAUGUACACUCGAUCAAUGAUUCUGUGUCGGCGGAGGAAGCUGCUGAUGAGUACAAGUUCGUCAUUCGACAGUUAGUUAAAUCCCGCAUCGUAAGCGUGUCUGAUGUGAGUGACAGUCCUAAGUUUGACCUCAUUCUUCUUGGAAUGGGUUCUGAUGGCCAUGUUGCCUCAUUAUUCCCUGGUCACUCAGUGCUCGAAGAGAAAGAUGAAUGGGUUACCUUCAUUACCAAUUCUCCAAAACCUCCUCCAGAGAGGAUCACCUUCACAUUGCCUGUGAUCAACUCUGCAUCCAAUGUAGCCAUUGUUGUGACAGGUGAAAACAAAGCAGAGACCGUACAUUUGGCCAUUGACGACGUAGGACCCGACUGCCCACUCCUACCUGCGAGGCUGGUACAGCCAAAGAAAGGUAAGUUGGCAUGGUUUUUGGAUAAAUAUGCCGCUUGGAAACUUGACAAUUACCAAUUGCAUGAACAGGCCUAAGCUGUUCGGGUCGAAGUGUAUCUCUGUAUGUAGUUGAUGGAUUCAGCAGUUGUGGAUCUUGUUUCUUUAUUUCGAUCCCACAUCUUAUUUCACCUUCUUCCCUUUUGUUUUGGGUCACAUUCUCCAUUUUGACUUUUCUUCAUUUCUUUGCCGGGGUGAUGAGGGAAGCGUAAUUCUCCUUUCAUUUUGUAAGCUGAGCUAAAUAAGCUAAGCUCUCUAUGAAAAGCAGAUGGUUUUGUAAGAAUGUUACUGCUAUGUACAUGUUGAAGCUGCCAGAAGCAAAAAUGCAUCAUUCCAAAUUUCUAAAAAGCAGCCUUCACAGAUUUCUAUCCUCAGAAAAUUGGGCAUCUCAAAAUGUAAUCAACGUCUUCCAUCGCUUUCCAGGUGGUGAUUGUUUUGAAUAGUGGAUUUGAUAUGCUACAGAUUAAAGGAUGACAAUACUGGAAUAAUGAUUUUAAAAAUUUCAAUCCAAUGUUCUUCGUUCUCUCAAUAGAAAAAUGUCAGACGUGUUUGUUU
This is a messenger RNA of Cucurbita pepo subsp. pepo (vegetable marrow), 1614 nucleotides long. Its product is annotated as putative 6-phosphogluconolactonase 1. NCBI's taxonomy places the organism in Eukaryota, Viridiplantae, Streptophyta, Magnoliopsida, Cucurbitales, Cucurbitaceae. Gene Ontology annotation, biological process: carbohydrate metabolic process; pentose-phosphate shunt. Gene Ontology annotation, molecular function: 6-phosphogluconolactonase activity. The record is from RefSeq and is a predicted model, not a curated record.